ACAACAACAUCGUUCGCGAUGAAAGGCAAACCUCUAUACUCGUAUAAAUAUAAAACAAAACACGACAACCUCUAGCUGAACCAUGGCACACGGCUCGUUUCGGUUGAUGCAGGCGGCUGCCUGCCUGCUGCUGAACAACAAAACCUAACGUAACGAUAGGAGCAGAGCAUCAGCAUUCAGCAUAUAGUCUAGUUUUUCAAUCAGUCAGUCGUCGAUGUCGCGAAGUGCAACUAACAACGGUUUGCUUUUUGCGCUGUCCUCACCGAACGAACGUGACUUUCAUUGAGUCGAGCUCUACAGCUAGCAAAGUGUUUGGUUCGAUCGGAAAAAUAUAAGCAUUAAAUCUUCUCAACAGCGGCUGCACGGUUGCGUUCAAGUUUAGUUUAGCUUUAUUUUAUGUCGAGUGUUUGACCUAUUCCAAAAGUGAUUGUGUGUGUGUGGAGUUGCUGCGGACUCCGUCCGCGGACAAAGUGUUGAACUGCAAUAAGCAAUCGUGCCUGAGGCGCCAUUAGUGGACGUGGGAGUCACUAACUAACACCCCACGACUUUGCCGUUGUUGUUGCUGCUGCUGCUGCUGUAGAAAGCAAAUCAGUCGUCAGUGAAUGUAGGUACUGUGGGAGGAAAUCCCCACUGCUUUAGCUCGAACCAGAUACAUAAAUUUUAGCGUUUGAGAGUGCAAAACCAGCCGAACCAGAAGACGAAGAAGAACCAAAUCCGGAUGUAGCCGCUUCGCGGUCCUCGGUCGUUAGGACAGCAAACAGCAUGAUGAGUGCAAAUUAGUUUAACCGUGCCGAAAACCGAUACCUCACCUUACUCGCAAGCGAGAGCUACCAGUUGUGUGCAUUCUGCUUCGAGCAACGCUGGAGACCGAACCGGAAAUAGCAAUGCAGCCGGUGGUGGUGGUAGCGCCGGUGAUGGAGGAAGACGAGGAGACGGCAUCGACGGUUGCCGUCGAGGUGCUCGGCGAAGUCGCCGAGUCGCAGGCGGAGACGGUGGACGACGAGAACGCAGAACCCCUCCCGUCACCGGGACUCAACGCAACGUCCUUCGCGGACAGCAUGUCCAACCUGAGUGACAUCUCGUCGACGACGGCCAUUCUCAGCAACGGUGGUGGUGGUGGUGGUGCUGGCCACGCCUUGUCGGGAAGUGCCAGCAGCAGUGCCAUCGCUGCAGCCGCUGCUGCUGCUGCGGCUGCAGGCGGAGGCGGUGGAUCUCAGGCCGGUUCCAGUAGGCCACGUAUGGAUAUAGCUUGCGUAAUUGACACCCACCAGGCGCAGCGGAAGGCUGCCUUUGAGGAGCUCAAGCUGGCGUGCAUUCAGGUGUGUGCCAAUAUGCAGCUGCUCGAGUUUGAGAAGCUGGAUUUCGGCGAGCUCAAUUCGGUGGAUGUUUUCUACAAUGCGGACGUGGCUGUGGUGGAUCUGAGUGUGCAAGCGCAGCAGAGUACGCUUAGCUACCAUUUGGGAGUGCGGGAGAGUUUUGAAAUGAAGGAAAAUAUUGUGAUUUAUAACGAUGUUGAAAGUGAGGCCACGCUGAGGAUGAAAAUAUCGUGCGGGAAUUACACGUUUGUGCCCUAUCGGGUUGUUGAAGGGACUGGUUGUGUAGUGACGAAUCCGGGCAAGGGAGGUUACCUGGAGGAUGUUGAAUCGAAGGUUGGGUUGUUGGGUCGUUUGAGGAAAAUAUUCCAAGAUGUGGAGAUUCAGUCGAAAGCGCAUCUGCGGGAGAAGUUUUUGGCGGAUUUGCGCAGUUUGAGGGAUCAGUAUGCUGGGAACGUCGAGGAGCUGCAGAAGAUGUUGAGGAAUAUGCGGAAGAGACUGGAUGAUCCUCAUGUGCUGUCGAAGGAAAUUGUACAAACCUAUAUGUUGUCGUUGAGGGACGUUCAGGACUACGAUGCGAUGGUUCAGAUUGUAGAUGAUUUGCAGACGGUGCCGAACAAACAGAGUUAUAUUAACACCGGGAAUAUGAACUACCUGUAUGCGUUUGCUUUGAACCGUAGAAACAAGGAAGGUGACCGAGAUGCUGCCCUAAAGACUUGCAUUAAAUCGCUUGAAAAGAAAGAGAACCACUUUCCGGACAUGCUCUGCUUGUGUGGUAGAAUUUAUAAGGAUAUUUUCGUGGAAUCCAACCGAACCGAUAAAGAAUCACUGCAAAAUGCCAUCACUUGGUACCGGAAAAGUUUCGAAAUUCAACCGAACGAAUUUGCCGGUAUAAAUCUAGCCACUCUGCUCGUUAUCGAAGGUAAAGAUUUCACCGACUCAGAACUGCAGCACAUCGGAAUGGUGCUAAACAACCUCAUCGGUAAGAAAGGAUCUCUCUCCUCCAUCAAAGACUACUGGAACGUGGCGACGUUCUUCGAAAUCUCCGUACUAGCCGAAAACUACGCUAAAGCCAUUCAAGCCGCGGAAUGCAUGUUCCGGCUGAAACCUCCCAAAUGGUACCUCAAAUCAACCAUAGGAAACAUCACACUAAUCGACUGCUGCCGGCGCAAAUCGGAGGAAUCGUUGGCCUCAAUCGAGCAGCAAAUCUUUCAGUUCUGGAUGGAAUUUUUCCUCGAAGCCACCAACGCGGAACCAUCCUCGACCGUUCGUUUCCCCAUUCUGAUCCAGGAAACGCAGAAAAUCCUCAUGCCAUCGUUCGUGGUAAUUCACAUGAAUGCGGAGCAAAAAUCCAUUGACAUCACAAACAUUUGCCAGCAGCACGAGAAGGAAAAAUGCCGAAAAGUGCAUCACUUCAACUUCCUCGCCAGCCAGAUCAAAUCGGUUAGUUUGUACAAACGGGACGAACGCUGUGCCUAUCUGUACGUCCAGCAAAAUUCGGACGAUUUCCAGAUGUACUUCCCGUCGGUCCAGUGUCGGCAGCAGUUUUACGAUCUGAUCCUGCAGAUGACGGCCGAUCAGGGCUGUGGAUUUAUCGAUCUUUCAACGGAAACCACCAGCGAUGACAUUAGCUACGAGUACGAGCUGGAUGAUAAGAACCGAAGGAUCGUACUGGGUCGCGGUACCUACGGUACCGUUUAUGCUGCUCGCGAUCUAAAUACGCAGGUUAAGAUUGCCGUUAAAGAGGUUCCGGAGAAGUUCAGCCAUGAGGUGCAACCGCUGCACGAGGAAAUCAAGCUGCAUUCGCAGCUGCGCCAUCGGAACAUUGUCCAGUACUGGGGCUCCAAAUCGGAGGAUAACUUCUUUAAGAUUUUUAUGGAACAAGUGCCGGGGGGUUCGCUUUCGGCGCUGCUCCGUUCCAAGUGGGGCCCACUGAAGGACAACGAAGCCACAAUCGCGUUUUAUUCGAAGCAAAUUUUGGAAGGUUUAAAAUACCUGCACGAUCAGAAGAUCGUCCACCGGGAUAUUAAGGGUGAUAACGUGCUGGUCAAUACGUACAGUGGAGUGGUGAAAAUCUCCGAUUUUGGAACGUCGAAGCGUCUGGCGGGGAUUAAUCCGAUAACGGAAACUUUUACCGGAACGCUGCAGUACAUGGCACCGGAGGUUAUCGAUCAGGGGGUGCGUGGUUACGGGCCGGCUGCCGACAUUUGGUCGUUUGGGUGUACGAUUGUGGAGAUGGCAACCGGUAAGCCACCGUUUGUUGAGCUUGGAUCGCCGCAAGCGGCGAUGUUUAAGGUUGGGUUUUACAAGAAGCAUCCGGAAAUACCGGCCGAACUGUCGCCGGUGGCGAAGAACUUUAUCAAGCGGUGCUUUGAGGUGGACGUUGACAAGCGAGCUACGGCGGCCGAUCUGCUGGAGGAUCCGUUUUUGUCCGACAAACACAAAAAGAUGCGUGCUUCCAUCAGCAUUCCGAACUCCGUCAGCACGGCGGAAUUUUCCCGCAGCGUCAGCAUGCCGGUGGACCGGCACAUCAGCAAAACUCUUACCUCCCAGCAAAGCUCGGCCAGUUGCAACACACCGACCAACUCGGAAUCAGAGAAUCUCGCCGAAACUCCAUCGCUGGAAAUUGAAUCUAUUGAUCCGGUUCCGGCUGGCUUUCAGUUGAAUCGGAGGAGCUCCUCCGGAGGGCUGCUCUCACCGGAGGUUGAACUCUCAUCCAGUUCGAGCAAAUCACCACUCGGUGCGGACGCCAGCGAAAGCGACGGGUUCUACUUGCUCAAAAAGGACUCGCAGCGGCGGGCCACCCUGCACAAAGUGCUCGAGCACGAUGAGCGCAAAAUCUGUCAGGUUUGGAUGGAGAAAAUCGUUUCGGACCGGAAGGAGGCCGUGGUCAUUAGUUUGUCCCAUCUGGAAACGCUGAUCAAAGCCCUCCGGACGUACAUCACCGAGCAGAAGAAGGAACAGCUGGAGGCCGUCAUCAGUGGGCUGAAGAAGAGCUUGGACUUCGACUCGACCGCGAUCGAUCAUCUGCACCUGGCGAUGUACUCGUUCCAGGAUGCGGUCAUAACGGUGCUGCGGUCGCACAAUAUUAAGCCGCACUGGAUGUUUGCGUUGGAUAAUUUGGUUAAGAGUGCCGUGCAGGCGGCCAUCAUGAUUCUUUCGCCUGAGUUGGGUCGAAAUUUGGCGGGACAAUUCCACAACGAAGAGGACGAUGACGAGGAUGACGAUGCCAACGAGAUGCAUGGUGGUGGUGGUGGGGCUCGAAAUAGGGGCGGCGGAGGUGGAAUGCGUGGCGAUCGGGCACAGGCUGUCGAUGACGACGAUGACGAUGGGGAACUUUCGACGUCCGGCGUUGGAACGGUUAAUUCCGUGACACUGGCGAAGCCAGCUAAGGUGAGCCGUGCCAAGGCGGCCAGCGAUCAGAUAACGGCACUGCGUGCCGAAAACAUAAGACUGAUGGAAGAUCUGUAUGAAUCUCACAAGACGUACCAUGGCAUUUUCAAAACUGCUCUCGAGGGCCAAUCCACCAACGCGGAGAUGGUGCGAACGCUGGCAGCGCAGCUGGUCUCGGUGACUGGCGCUGGUCGGUACGACGGAGUUUCCCAAGGUUAUGCCAGCGAUCUAACGGACAGUCCGGGCGUAACGGACGAAACAGACGCAGCCAACAACAAUUUUCUUCGGCCAGCUCCGCUGCGAAGCUUGUCGCGCAACGCACAGGACCGUCGGGUGGCCCCAGUUCGGGUUGCAACCCCGCCUGCCAGAGCUCCACAGCAGGACCGAGCUAGAUCGACUGCCAACCAAGUGCUCGACGCCCGGCUGGACGAGUGGCUUGUGCAGAACGGUUUCGGUGCAGCCAUCCGAGACGUUAUUCACGGCGAAGAUUUCAGCUACGAAGAUUUCGUCUACGACAUGGAUCAGGAAGAUCUGCGUCGUAUCGGACUGAGAAUCGGCAUGGAAGUGCGCCUGUGGCGCGCAAUCCGUACCCAUCGCGUGGCUCAUCCGCGCACCGCCUGGCCGGCGCUUCCGCUGGACGCCCUACACCACAAUCCGAUACUGCAAUCUCCACUGUCCACGCAUUCCUCCUCGUCACUGGCCACGGUUUUGCUCACUAAUGGCACCGAUCAGCAGGACCACUUCCAGCGUCCUCAGCAGCCCAAACCGAUCUCCAACUCGAGCAGCUACGACUCGAGCCACUCGGCCGGCACGGCCGCCUCGUCGUCCGACUACGAUUCCUGUCCGGGGAUGGAUUCCUCCUGAACCGACGGGGGGGCUAAGCGUCGAAAAUUGCAGUAACAAUAACAACGAUCAACCCAGUCCAGUGAUUGUCGCGCACUUGCUCGUAAGCGUGCACGCCAAGACGCUAAGGUAAGAGACUCCUCCCAAAAAAGUUUCAAACGACAUAACAAUUACGUACGUACGAACCUACGUAAGGUAGCAUUCUCUCUUGAGCCGGGAGGGGAGACAAACCAACAAGUAAUUAAGUUAAAACAAACAACAGAUAAUCAAAUUAACUACAAUCAAAACUGUUCGAAGCCAAGCUUUCCUUCCUUUCUCUUCUAAGUAGAAGUAGAUUUGUUGUCUCCUUUUUUUGUUUAGUUUGUUCAACUUUCUCCACUAUUAUUUUGAACAUUUUCCUCUUCUAUUUUCGUCCACUUUCUACCUACUUGUGCGCUAUUGCUAGUUUGUUGAUAUUAUGGUAAGAUAUAUUAAUCUUGUUAAAAGUGAAACACUAUUAAAUAGAGUAGAAUGUAAGGGCCAGCGAAUAGUGCGCUAGUGAUUGCCAUAUAUUUUGUUAUCGCUUUAUUACGUGUUAUGUCGACAGAGGACAUAAAAUUGAUCAGCAAUAUUCUUCACAAGCAAAAACAAACGAACAAUCUUUACAAACUAUUUCGUUUCGAGUGAUAACACCAACAAAAAUAGCAACAACAACAAUAAAGUGGGGACGCU
Sabethes cyaneus is the source of this 6260-nucleotide messenger RNA. RefSeq names its product mitogen-activated protein kinase kinase kinase 15 (gene Ask1). Gene Ontology annotation, biological process: protein phosphorylation; MAPK cascade. Lineage: Eukaryota; Metazoa; Arthropoda; Insecta; Diptera; Culicidae. The coding region runs from base 885 to 5570 and encodes 1561 amino acids. The transcript is spliced from 8 exons. The record is from RefSeq and is a predicted model, not a curated record. Gene Ontology annotation, molecular function: protein kinase activity; ATP binding.